GACGGUACCAGAAGCAAAAAGGUUUCAUGUACAAAGUGUACCGGCCCUCAGCUGUUCACCCUCACCAUCCUCAUGUUACGUGGAGGUGCUUUAAGUUCAACUAAACCCCACUGAGUCCCUGUCACGGCGGAGGAACCGCUCUUUAACCGUUACCGUUACAGGGGGGAACCUUUCAGCUGCCGUAUUUCUACACGGAACACUGUCACACCGGGACCGUAAAUACACCGUCGUAGCUGUUCCUGCGGUGUAGCGGAGAGGGAAAGGAUGGAGGUUUAAGGUUGUAUAUCACCAGCUUCAAUGAAACUAAAAGGCGUCUUCGGUAGACGUGAAAGUAGAGCCGUUAAGUUUGCUGGUUCCGGUGUGAAAGUGUGACUGAAGCCGGAGAUGGAGUCGUGUCGGCGGACAGGACUCAGCGGGGUCCUGUGCUCUCUGUCACUGCUGUGUGUCAUCCUGGAUAUCCAGCUGGACGGUGUCUUGGGGGCGACUCAUGUCGAGAUCGAGCACCACUUGGAGAUGGGCCGCAAACUUUUGGCUGCUGGUCAGCUGGCCGAGGCCUUGUCCCACUACCACUCGGCUGUGGAGGGAGACUCUAAGAAUUACCUGACCUACUACAAGCGAGCUGCAGUGUUUCUGGCGAUGGGAAAAUCCAAAUCUGCCCUGCCAGACCUCACCAGAGCCAUCCAGCUCAAACCCGACUUCCUGGCUGCCAGGUUGCAGAGAGGGAAUAUCCUGCUGAAGCAGGGUAACACUGAGGAGGCCAGGGAGGACUUUGAAGCCGUGCUGCAGCGCUCCCCAGACCACGAAGAAGCUCAGGACCAGCUGAUGAAAGCGAACGAGCUGGAGGAGCUGCAGGAGGACGCACAUGCCGCAUACCACCAAGGAGACUACAGCGCCACCAUCAGCGUGCUGGAGAGAGUCAUUGAGAUCUCUCCUUGGGAUCCUGAGUCGCGGGAGCUCCGUGCAGAAUGUUACAUCCGCAUGGGCGAUCCUCAGAAAGCCAUCCUGGAUCUGACACCGACCACGAGGCUACGCAACGACAACCGCGCCGCCUUCCUGAAGCUCAGCAUGCUGCACUACAGCCUCGGGGAUCACCACGAGUCACUCAAUCACAUCCGGGAGUGUCUGAAGCUGGAUCAGGAUGACAAGGAGUGUUUCAGCCACUACAAGCAGGUGAAGAAGCUCAGCAAGCAGCUGGACGCAGCAGAGGAGCUCAUUGAGCAGACGAGGUACGAGGAAGCUAUUGAAAAGUAUGAAUCAGUGAUGAAGACAGAGCCUAAUGUCCCACACUACACUAACCUGGCCAAAGAGAGGAUCUGCUUCUGCCUUGUCAAGAUUAACUUGGCUCAGGAGGCCAUAGACGUGUGUUCAGAGGCUCAUCAGAGAGACCCUCGCAACGCCAACGUCCUCCGAGACCGAGCCGAGGCUUAUAUCCUCAACCAGGAGUACGAGAAAGCCGUGGAGGACUACAUAGAGGCGAGAGAGUUUGACGGCGAAGGCGACCGCAUCGAUCUCAAAGAGGGCCUGGACCGAGCACAGAAACUGCUGAAAAUCUCUCGUAAGAGGGAUUACUACAAGAUCCUCGGUGUCGGCAGGAAUGCAAACAAGCAGGAGAUCAUCAAGGCGUACAGGAAGCUGGCGCAGCAGUGGCACCCCGACAACUUCCAGUCUGAGGCGGAGAAGAAAGAAGCAGAAAAGAAGUUUAUCGACAUCGCGUCAGCUAAAGAAGUCCUCACUGACCCAGAAAUGAGGCAGAAGUUUGACGCAGGUGAGGAUCCCCUGGACCCGGAAAACCAGCAAGGUGGCGGCGGAGGUGGAGGGCAGGGCUGGCCGUAUCACUUCAACCCGUUUGAGUCUGGCGGCAGCUUCCACUUCAAGUUCCACCACAACUAGAGUGGCGGAGGUGACGAACACGAGGGGGGGUGGGGGUUGGGGACAUUUGGGAAGAUCAAUAGCGGAUUUAUGGAGAAGUCUUCCUCAGAACUUGUGCUUCAGCUUGGACACAGUUUCGUCGGUUACUUGAACCUUUUGUUUUUUAACGCAGCGGAGGCUUGAGCUGUACAGUGAAAGGAAAAUGGACUUCCAGCCACUAACACUAAAGAUGUGACCGUGGCUGCUGUCGAAUUAACUCAUCGCUGUGGUUGAAGAAAAUGAAGUCAACACUUGAGAUCCUUAGGAACGGAAAGGUGGUGGUUGAAAGCAGUCGAUGUGGGUGUCUGCUCUUGUUCCUCAUUUCUUUCUUUGUGCCAUUCUUUGAACCUUUUGUGAAGGGGCUCUUUUUUUAAUGCAGUAGUUGUUCGGACAGUUCGUAGGAGGACUGUCAGUGUGUUGGUUUCUGCUCACAGUAUUCUGCAGAGGAAUUACAUGUUUACCGAUCUCCAUAUUUUUGACCAUGUCAAACUUCUCUGUGCUAUAGAACUGAGAUUUUUAUACAUCAUGACAUCAGGAGGCAUUUUGUUUGAGCGUCUACAUUGAUGGUGAGUAGGCGAGACUUCAGCACUGUUAAAGGAAACUUGUGGGUGAAAUCCUAUGGGUCUUAAAUCAGUGAUUGUUUUUGAUUUGAUUUUAUGAGGUACGUUUAAUAUUCUUCAACCUGGUCACUUCUUGUCUAGUGUUUUUGUGUCAACGCGAGACUAACGAAGACCAAUUUUUUAAACUGGUCCAGUAUUGAGCGAGAGCACUGCAGUUGGCAGCAGUGAAACAGGCUGCAAUUUUAGCACUCGGGGCUUGUUCGCACCCUCAAUUCACGUCCACUUUAAGUGCGUGUUUUUGCCACUGACAGGCUCAGGUUGUUAUUCUAAGUGUCUGAUAUAAUGGAAACGAUCCAUACAGAGAUAGACCUUUUUGUUAAAGAGAAAGAUCCCUUCAGUUUAACCAAAAACAGCCUUGAAAUUGUGAUCACCAUACACACCAAACUGCAUUUAAAUAAUUAGUAAUUUCAGCAUGUAUAGCGCCAGAAUAUUUUCUUAUGGAAGGGGGUAAACUAAAGGUUUAUUUCAACCAAACCAGAGUUGGUGAUUAUUGGAACAGUGGAAACAUGAACCAAGAUGGCCUUUGUGAGUUUUAUUUUAUUUCUGUUGACUUUGUGUGUUUUACGAUGAUAAAAUUACUGGUCAUUUAACCCUUUAAAACCUGAGCACAUUGGCUUGAUUUCUUUCAAAAACAUGGAAAGAAGGCAACGAGCAACGAAAGAGUGAAUGACAUAAAAAAAAUUGCAAGAAAUUAGUAAAAAGAGAAAAUUAAAAACAAGAAAAUUGGUUAAAAAAAAAGUUAAACAAACAAGAAAAUGAAUCUAAAUCUACAAAUUUUUUCGCCAUUUGUGGGACGUUUUUUUUUACCAAGUUGCUCAUUGCAUUUUUUCUCAUAUUUUUCUAAAGAAAUUGCACCAAUUUGUGCAAAAUUAAAAAGUUAAAAUACUUGCGAAAUGUGUCUAAAAGCAGUACAAGAAAAAAUUGUCAUUCCAGGUUUUGAAGGGUUAAAUGGAGUCUACUUGGUUUCACAACGGUAAUUUUGGGGCUGUUUCUGGUUAAACAAGAAGGGCUAUCUCUGUAGGGAUCCUUUUAUAAUGUUGCCAGACACUUAAAAUAAUAAUCUGAGCCUGUCAGUGACAAAAACAAACACCUUUAGUGGACGUAAAUUGAGGGUGCAAACAUUCCCAGGAAUUGACAAUAAAGAAUUCCAGGCUGUUUCUGGUUAAAGAAAAGGGUCUAUCUUUGUAUGGAUCAUUUCCAUAAUGUUAUCAGACACUUAAAUAAUAAUCUGAGCCUGUCAGUGGCAAAAACAAAAACUUUCAGUGGACGUACAAUUGCCCUUAAUAGCUACAUCGCAGCCUGUUUUACUCAGUACUAGACCAAUUUCAAAAAUUGUUGUUGCCAUCAGUCAGACACAAAAACAUGGGAAAUAAGGGCCCAGGUUGAAAACAGAGAACUUACCCUUUAAAUUAUGAUUUGUUUUCAGCAGCUAUCUAAUCAGAAUAAUGUGUGAAUUUUGUAUUUCAGUGGAAAUAUUAUCUCUUCAACAGGCUUUAUAUCCGGGUUUAAAACAUUACGGAUGUAACUGUUAAUUAAAACUUACGUCACCAUAUUUAACUGACGAAAAAAGUUAAAUAUUCUGGACAAAAGCAGAGCAAUUCAUGACUGAGUCCAAGGUUGUAGUAUUUCGCCCUUUUCCCUCGUCACUCAUUUCAAAGCACGUCUUUGAAAACUUGCACUUUUACCUUUUAUGUUUGAAAAACCACUCCACAUCUCCUCCACUCCUGAAACGUUACUGUGGGCUUUAGAAAAGCCUUUCAAAGACUCUUUACAAACCAAGUGUGUCUUCUGUGGUUCUCUCAAAGCCUCAUUUUGGAAAGGUCUAUCAGAAAAAUGCACAUUUAAAAUGUGAUGCUGAGCUGGAGCGGGUGUGUUGCAUUAGUUACAGGUCUGCGACGUAUUGUAUGUAAUUCAUAUACAGUGCAUUUGUAUAAUUUGUCUGACAGGAUGCAUUUGAAAAUAUCAGUGAGGCUCCAGUUUUACAGCCAGGAAAGACACACAACAGUUUAAUAAAGAUCUGACUUUCUCAGUACAAACUACGUUAUUGUGUCACUAACAGCUUAAAGAUACAGUGACCAUAACAGCUUUCUGUCCACUGCUCGACUGUGUGAACCAGAUGUGACCGGCUCUUUGUAUUUAAAUGGACUGAGUGGGAUGGUUUUGUUUCUGGGUUUUCUUUUUAGGGGUUUCUGCUGUUUGUGGCAUCAAUUUUACUGUUGCCAGACUGAGUCAGCUGACAUGCUCAAGCAUAUUAAAAUAUUGAAACAA
Epinephelus moara (kelp grouper) is the source of this 4796-nucleotide messenger RNA. It is a transcript of the gene dnajc3b, whose product is annotated as DnaJ (Hsp40) homolog, subfamily C, member 3b. Gene Ontology annotation, molecular function: protein-folding chaperone binding; misfolded protein binding. The record is from RefSeq and is a predicted model, not a curated record. The coding region runs from base 385 to 1890 and encodes 501 amino acids. The transcript is spliced from 12 exons. Gene Ontology annotation, biological process: protein folding in endoplasmic reticulum. Gene Ontology annotation, cellular component: endoplasmic reticulum. NCBI's taxonomy places the organism in Eukaryota, Metazoa, Chordata, Actinopteri, Perciformes, Serranidae.